This is a messenger RNA of Diabrotica balteata, 474 nucleotides long. Lineage: Eukaryota; Metazoa; Arthropoda; Insecta; Coleoptera; Chrysomelidae. The record is from the annotation of a GenBank genome assembly.
AUGGCAACUCGAAAUAACAAUUAUUAUUCCUCCAUUCGCGAAAGAACUAAAGGGCUUGUAUUAAGGUGUUUAAACAAUGACAAUAACGAUUACAAGACAUUAAAUACAAGGAAUUAUGUAGAUAACAAUAAAGAAAAUCGUGGUCGUGAGACUGAAAUAUCAGUAAAUUACGUUAAUACCUACCCAGCCUUUGAUUCAGAUAAAGAAAAAUCGCACACUGAUGUUAACCAAUGCUGUCUACCUACGUUAGCAAAGGAUAAUGCCGAAACGUUAUCUGACGAAUUACAGACUAAUAGAUUUGAUGAAGACGACAGUGAUUUUGAAGAGGAGUCAACACGUCCUAAACUUUUUCCUCAGGAAGAGCUAAGUGAUCUUAUCAGAGAUUUGAACCUUCCAAAGAAUUCUUCCGAGUUGAUUGCCUACAGACUAAAGCAAAAGAAUCUUCUGUAUCCAAACACCAAAAUUACAUAUUAA